AUGUUGAAGAGGAGACCUUUCAGAUCUGCUGUAGCUACUGGGAUAUUCAAUCUCCUCAUGAGAGGAGAGAGAGAGCGAGCGCUGAUUCAGAGUCCCUUCUACCACAUGUCUCAGAGAAUGCAAGAUGUGACCGGUGAUGGGGGUGUACUGAAGGAGAUCCUUCGAGCUGGCUCAGGCAGUGUUAUCCCACCCACUGCCUCAGUGUCUGUUCACUAUAGUGCCUACAGUGAAUAUACGGACAAACCCUUCGAUUCCAACCUGCAGAAGGAGGUGCCAAGGUUCAUGAAGCUUGGUCGAGACAUCACUCUGUUGGGUAUGGAGCUGGCAAUCCAGACCAUGAGGAAGGGCGAGUUUGCCAGGUUUCUGUUCAAGCCGCAGUAUGCCUAUGGCCAGAUGGGCUGCCCCCCGCGAAUCCCUGCAAACGCCACGGUCAUGUUUGAGUUGGAGAUCCUGCACGUUGUGGACACCUUGGAGUCUGAUGAAUACUUCAUGCUGUCGCAGGAAGAGCAGAUUAUUUAUCCGGUGGAGAAACUUCUGAAAGUGGCCAGUACGGAGCGAGAGUUUGGGAAUUAUUUCUUCCAACAGCAACGGUAUGAGGACGCGAAGGACCAGUACAAGAAGGCUCUCUCGGUGUUUGCACAUUGUCACGAAACUGGUGAGGAGCAAACUCAGGCAAUUCACUCCUCCAAAUUAUUGCUGUACCUGAACCUGUCUCUGGCCAGUCUGAAGUUGAAUGCGCCCAGGCGGGCUCUCGUUUAUGGGGAGAGAGCUCUCAGUAUCGACAGAAAGAACCGCAAAGCUCUGUUCAGGUGUGGUCAGGCCUGUAUACUGCUGCUGGAGUAUGACAAAGCCAAGGACUUCCUACUGAGGGCACAGAAACUGGAGCCGUUCAAUCCUGAUGUGAACCGUGCCCUGGUGCAGCUGGACAGAUGCUACCGAGAGUGGAGCUUGAAGGAGAAGGAGAUGUGUACCAGGAUGUUUGCUGCCUGGGAACCUACAGCAGGGAAAGAUUAAGGGCUCCUCCAACAAUCCUGGACAGUCUAAGCGAGGAGUGGGACCAGUUUACAAAGAGAAGACAGUAAAUAUGAAACUUACACAUGUUUAAACUGGAAUACACAUUUCAAUAUAUUAAAUCGUUCGCAGGACUGAAUUGUUUUCUGUAAAUCUAGCACAUUUAACACCUUACUUUGUGACCAUUUGUACUUCCUGGGGUCAGGUAUGCGAGUCAGUGACAGUUGCUAACACCAGAGCCUUCACAUAACACUCCUUCAGAAACUCUUAAGAUUAACGAUUUAUUACCAAUCAAAAUUAUUUGGAAACGUUGGCGCAGUGAGCGAAAUUAGCUCAGACCAUGACUACUUUAAUGGAAUGAAAGCAAAAAUUUCUGGAGAACCUCAGCAGGUCUGGCAGCAACUGUGGAGUGAAAGCAGAACUGAUGUCUUCAGAACACAGAAGGGUCACUAGACCUGCAACAUUAAUUCCUGCUUUAUCUCCACAGUCCCUGCCAGACCUGCUGAUGUUCUCCAGCAAUUUCUGUUUUAGUUUGAGAUUUCCAGCAUCCAGAGUUCUUUGGUGUUUUUUUUGUUUACCACUUUAAUGGAAUUUGAUUUAAAAGUUCAACAAUGGGUACACUUUUUCAAUUUGAGACGUGUUCACUGUGUAGUUGCUGAAGGUACAACAGACUUCAUUUCCCACACUGGUUGAGAGGCGUUGGUCACACAGCAAAGGAAUGAAUCAACCUGAGCUGGCAGUCACUUCUCUGUGUAUAUUCCAUUGUCGAGAGUUUUGUUUAGUUUUGUUUUAAAUAAAUGGUUUGGUUACUUGAA
Hemiscyllium ocellatum (epaulette shark) is the source of this 1826-nucleotide messenger RNA. It is a transcript of the gene fkbp6, whose product is annotated as FKBP prolyl isomerase 6. Gene Ontology annotation, molecular function: peptidyl-prolyl cis-trans isomerase activity; protein binding. The record is from RefSeq and is a predicted model, not a curated record. The transcript has 9 exons. The coding region runs from base 1 to 1014 and encodes 337 amino acids. Lineage: Eukaryota; Metazoa; Chordata; Chondrichthyes; Orectolobiformes; Hemiscylliidae.